Symbiodinium natans is the source of this 159-nucleotide messenger RNA. The record is from the annotation of a GenBank genome assembly. Lineage: Eukaryota; Dinophyceae; Suessiales; Symbiodiniaceae.
GUUGUUGUUGUGACGGAUGUUGUUGCCGAGAUACUCGUUGUGCUAGUGGAAGAUGUUGUACUUGUGCUGGAGACAGAGCUGCUUGUGCUGGAAGUGGAAGUGGAAGAUGUUGUACUUGAUGUAAAAGUCUGCGUGGUCGUUGAUGUUGAGGUGCGAUAG